Molecule: messenger RNA, 1144 nt
Organism: Stegostoma tigrinum
Lineage: Eukaryota; Metazoa; Chordata; Chondrichthyes; Orectolobiformes; Stegostomatidae
Gene: csrp3
Product: cysteine and glycine-rich protein 3 (cardiac LIM protein)
Exons: 6
Coding region: 134-712 (192 amino acids)
Biological process (GO): cardiac muscle contraction; muscle tissue development; sarcomere organization
Cellular component (GO): Z disc; nucleus; cytoplasm
Molecular function (GO): structural constituent of muscle; actinin binding
Source: RefSeq, a predicted model, not a curated record
CAUGACCUUCAGGGCCCCAGGGGAGAGGAUUAAAAGUGGCCUCUUCCACUCGUGGAGCUUGGAAACGACAAGCAAUCCACUUACUGCAGGGUCUCCUCACUGACAGAUUGUUAGGUCAUUAUUUUCCGAGAAGAUGCCACAGUGGGGUGGUGGAGCCAAAUGUGCUGCCUGUGAAAAGACAGUCUACCAUGCUGAGGAGAUACAAUGCAACAGCAGAAGUUUCCAUAAAACCUGCUUUAUCUGCAUGAUCUGUAGAAAAGCCCUGGACAGCACUACAGUGGCUGCACAUGAAGCUGAGAUCUACUGCAAGGCUUGCUAUGGCAAGAAAUAUGGGCCAAAAGGCUAUGGCUAUGGUCAAGGUGCUGGCACCCUUAGCUCUGAGACCCUGGAAACUCCUGGUGCGCAUCAGGUGGAGGCUAAGCCUCAUCCAUCUGCAAACCCCAGCUCCUCCAAAUUUGCUCACAAAUUUGGUGGUGCCGAAAAGUGCCCACGAUGCAGUCAAUCUGUGUAUGCAGCCGAGAAGGUGAUUGGAGGAGGAAAGGCAUGGCACAAAACCUGCUUCCGCUGUGCGCUGUGUGGUAAGAGUUUGGAGUCUACCACAGUUACUGACAAAGAUGGAGAAAUUUACUGCAAAGCUUGUUACGCGAGGAACUUUGGUCCAAAAGGUGUAGGACAUGGGCAGUCUGGUGGAGCCUUACCAAGCACAGACUGAAAAAUAACCUUCUGGCACCAUCAAAAAUACAUUUCAGGCUCCAACCUUUCCCCUGGCAGCCCAGUAAUCAUGUCGAUCUAAUCCAAUCCUCUUUCCAGGGAAACUGGGAAAACAUUUGUAAUAAGAUAUAACCAUACAUGACCAUCUUCAUUCUUAAAAAGUCAGUUCUUUUUACAAUAAAGCAUUUGAGAUACAGACCACCCAAAGUAGAGGAAAUGCUAUAUAUGGUCAAUAGAGGACAAGGUCCAAUAUAUUUACAGGUCUACCAUAAAGCAAUCAUUUAUUGUUUUAUUGCUUAUUCCAAUAUUGAAUAGAAUUAAGAACAAAUGAUAAAACGCUUAAUCAAGUUCAUCUUGCUGUUAUAAAUUUAUGAAAGUACCUAUUAAUCAAUGCUUAGUAAUUCUAAAUAAAGGAUUGUUUGCACCUAAAGAA